This is a messenger RNA of Seminavis robusta, 1978 nucleotides long. NCBI's taxonomy places the organism in Eukaryota, Bacillariophyta, Bacillariophyceae, Naviculales, Naviculaceae. The record is from the annotation of a GenBank genome assembly.
AUAGAUUUCUCCUCUCACAAAAUUGAACUGACAGCAAUCAAAGCAUAACAACAACAUCAACAACAUUAUCAACACGUCUUCAACGUAUUCUCAGAAAAAGAAAUCAAAGCAAUUCUCAACCAAAUUCAAAACUUCACCCACCAUGAACAUCAGAUUCCAUCAUUUGGCGUUGGCCGCCAUGGGCACAACCGGUGCACAAGCCUUUUCACCUCAGAGCCCUCCCUCUUUUGCGCAUCGCACCCUAUCACUGCAGGCUGUGGCCACAAUUGGUCCACCAACAAACAGUAUAUUGACCUCGAAUGUCAAUCAAAACGCAGAAUUUCCUUCUCCCCUGGGGCCCAUGGAUCGGUUCAAGCGUGCAGGCAAAUUUUGGGCUACAUCAGUCCCUAUUGUGGCCGACUACUACGGCUUGAUGAGCCGCAUCAAACUCAAGGAGACCUUGACAGGACAUGCAUUGGAAGAGUCCGAAAUGGAGCGGCUAUGGCAUGAUCAGCAUGCCGAUGGUGCCACUAAGAUGAAAAACACAAUCAACGACCUGAAAGGAUUCUACGUCAAGGCAGCCCAAAUUGUGGGAGCUAGGGCUGACUUGUUCCCUUCAGAAUACACAGAAGCCCUGAUGUCGUUUCAAGAAAAUGUCGAUCCCAUGCCAACCUCCUUGGCCAGAGCCGUUGUCGAGAAGGAGUUGCUAACUGAUGGCCAAACCUUUGAGGACGUAUUUAGCGAAUUUGAUGAAAUACCACUCGGAUCUGCCAGUGUGGCACAAGUCCACCGCGCCGUCUUGACGGAAGCAUAUGGUGGAAAGGAGGUAGCUGUCAAAAUCCAGCGCCCCUCUAUUGAAGCCAAGCUUAUGGGAGACAUCAAGAAUUUGCUUGCGAUUUCCAAGGCUUUUCGCAACAACCCCAACCUUCCUCUGGACUACUACACGAUCUUUAGUGAGCUGGAAAAGCAGUUGGAGAAUGAGUUUGACUUCAUGCUGGAAGCAGAGUCAAUGGAACGUAUUUACAAGUCUCUUAUCAUUGGUCCUGAUGGAUCACCACGAGACAUACCGUUAGUGAUGCCCCUUCCUGUGGAAGGAUUAGUAACCAAGCGAGUCUUGGUCAUGGACUACUUGGAGGGAACGCCUCUGACAAGAGCUACAGAAAAGAUGAAGGAAAAGGGCAUCAAGCCAGAUUCCCCCGAGGCCAAGCUGUUUGCAACCAGACUGCUCAAUGCUCUCACUACCGUCUUUGGCCGCAACAUCUUGGAAGCAGGCUACUUCCAUGCAGACCCCCACCCUGGGAAUAUCUUUAUCCUUGACGAUGGAAGGAUUGGACUGAUCGACUUUGGUCAGGUCAAGGAGAUCUCCAAUGAAUACCGUGAUACCCUGAACAAGAUGAUGAUUGCUCUGGAUGAUCGCCGCAACGAUGGGCUUGAAGGCAGUACUGGUAUCAAUGAUGAACGGGUGCGAGACCUGACACUGGAGUUGGGAAUCGAGCUUAAGGCUACUGCUCCAGAUGUUGCUGCCACAGCCAUGGGCAUUUGGCUCUUUGAUGGCAGCAGUGACUUGCCAGGAGGCUACGAAAAGGGAGAAUUGAGUGAGAAAUCACCCAGCAAGGCACUGAAGACCUUCCCCCAGGAGUUGGUACUGGUAGCUCGGUCAUCCAUGCUCAUCAAGGGCUUUGCUAACCGCUUUGGAAUUCCAUGGAGCUUGGCCAAAGAAUGGGCUCCCGUGGCUCGGCAGAUGUUGGGUGAAAGUGAGGUCACAAUGGCAGCCCCUCAGAAGCGAGGACGGAUGGGACGCAUGUGGGGCUUUGUGAAGAAGUUUACCAAGGGGCGAACUGCCAGGUUGGCCCAGAGACUGCCAGCUCCAAUGCGCCGCGGUGUCGCAUCUUUGGCUUUGAAAUUCCAGUGAUUUGUUUGCCAACGCAAUGAUGCUUCCUCGUUUGAUGUGAUAAAAACGUGAUAGUCUUUUAAUGUUUCUAGUGAAAGUGAUAUAUUG